Drosophila persimilis is the source of this 983-nucleotide messenger RNA. RefSeq names its product endonuclease G, mitochondrial. Gene Ontology annotation, molecular function: single-stranded DNA endonuclease activity; RNA endonuclease activity; metal ion binding. The record is from RefSeq and is a predicted model, not a curated record. The coding region runs from base 19 to 945 and encodes 308 amino acids. Gene Ontology annotation, cellular component: nucleus; mitochondrial inner membrane. The transcript is spliced from 2 exons. NCBI's taxonomy places the organism in Eukaryota, Metazoa, Arthropoda, Insecta, Diptera, Drosophilidae. Gene Ontology annotation, biological process: apoptotic DNA fragmentation.
UAAUUACCCGAAUAAACAAUGUCCGAUCCACAACAACGUUUUGGAGUGUGCGCCUUGAUUGGUGUGUCGGGCGUUCUCUGCGGUGCCUUUGUCCAGCACGAGGUGUCGAUAAUCCACCUAUUCGAAGCGAUAAAGAGGGAUCCGUAUUUGUAUUACUAUCGGCACAGGCUCUAUCCCUUUCUCUCUACUUUCAGCACAGAUCACGAGGGUAGACUGUUGAAUCGCUCCGUUGGGCUGAAGGACAAACUAUGCCAGAUGCUAAUCCCACGGCUGCACAAGGUAUUAAUGCCAAAGCCGAAGAAUGACGGAGAGCCCUCUGUUGCGAAUAUGCUGGAUCUUAUCAAGUACGGUUUACCAAGCGCAGAAAAUCUGGUGGUGCACAAGGACUACAUUAUGUCGCAGGAACAAGACAUGAAGAGCGCCCGGUGGAUAAUCGAGCAUUUUCGCGCCGGAGACGGGAAUGCGAAUGGAUGGCCAAAUGACUUUCUCCGCUACAAGAAUGUAUUUCUGCUGGGCGAUGACUCCGCGGAGAUGGGCAGGGCCUUCAAGCGGCAGAUCUGGCACGACUUGGAGCAGUACGUGACUUUGAAGACACAGGAAUGCGGAUCGGUGUACUCCUACACCGGUCCCAUUUACAUGCCCAUGGGCAAUGGCUGUACAUGGUGGGUGGAGUACAGGAAACUGGACUCUACUGUCACGCCCAUUCCGACGCACUACUUCAAGGUGCUGAUCUUCGAGUCAAAGGUCCAGGCCCAGUCCACCAUAGAGGCGUACAUCAUUAAAAACACUGGCAACGGUGGUGGCAGCUUCCGCGAUAGGCGUCACCGCAUCAAAGAUAUCGAACGUUAUACAGGCCUGUCGUUCAGCAAGGAUCUACAGCCAAAAGUGCUGUAUGAUAAUGGGAAGAUCGAGAUCGAUUUGGCCUGUAGACAAAAUAUCCAAUAAUUAUGAUGCCGUUGACUUGAAUAAAGAAUGUUUAAUUU